Bubalus bubalis (water buffalo) is the source of this 8042-nucleotide messenger RNA. RefSeq names its product calcium voltage-gated channel subunit alpha1 H (gene CACNA1H). The record is from RefSeq and is a predicted model, not a curated record. The transcript is spliced from 35 exons. Gene Ontology annotation, cellular component: neuron projection; voltage-gated calcium channel complex; voltage-gated sodium channel complex. Lineage: Eukaryota; Metazoa; Chordata; Mammalia; Artiodactyla; Bovidae. Gene Ontology annotation, molecular function: voltage-gated sodium channel activity; low voltage-gated calcium channel activity. Bases 130 to 7254 code for a protein of 2374 amino acids. Gene Ontology annotation, biological process: neuronal action potential; positive regulation of calcium ion-dependent exocytosis; membrane depolarization during action potential.
CGCGGGCCGGGGGCGGCGGGGCUCCAGCCGGGGCCAAUCGCCGCGCCGGGUCCGCGGUGACCGCACCGCCCGGGCGAUGCCCGCGGGGACGCCGCCGGCAGCCGGAGCGAGGUGCUGCCAGCCGCUACCAUGACCGAGGGCGUGCAGGCGGCCGACGAGGUCCGCGUGCCCCUGGGCGCGCCAGCCCCGGGCCCGGCGGCGGCGGCGGCGUCCCCGGCGAGCCCUGGGGCCCCGGGGCCAGAGGCGGAGCGGGGGUCGGGGCCCAGUGCGUCGCCCCCCGAGAGUCCGGCGGCCGAGCGCGGCGCGGAGCUGGGCGCCGACGAGGAGCAGCCCGUCCCGUACCCGGCGCUGGCGGCCACCGUCUUCUUCUGUCUCGGGCAGACCACGCGGCCGCGCAGCUGGUGUCUCCGGCUGGUCUGUAACCCGUGGUUCGAGCACGUCAGCAUGCUGGUCAUCAUGCUCAACUGCGUGACCCUGGGCAUGUUCCGGCCCUGCGAGGACGUCGAGUGCCGCUCGGAGCGCUGUGGCAUCCUGGAGGCCUUUGACGACUUCAUCUUCGCCUUCUUCGCGGUGGAGAUGGUCAUCAAGAUGAUCGCCCUGGGGCUGUUUGGGCAGAAGUGCUACCUGGGUGACACGUGGAACAGGCUGGACUUCUUCAUCGUCAUGGCGGGUAUGAUGGAGUACUCCUUGGACGGACACAACGUGAGCCUCUCGGCCAUCCGAACCGUGCGCGUGCUGCGGCCCCUUCGUGCCAUUAACCGUGUGCCCAGCAUGCGGAUCCUGGUCACGCUGCUGCUGGACACACUGCCCAUGCUCGGCAACGUUCUCCUGCUCUGCUUCUUUGUCUUCUUCAUCUUCGGCAUCGUGGGCGUCCAGCUUUGGGCCGGCCUGCUGCGCAACCGCUGCUUCCUGGACAGCACCUUCGCCAGGAACAGCAACCUCAGUUUCCUGCGGCCGUACUACCAGCCGGAGGAGGGCGAGGAAAACCCAUUCAUCUGCUCCUCCCGCCGGGACAACGGCAUGCAGAAGUGCUCGCACAUCCCCAGCCGCCGCGAGCUGCGCGUGGAGUGCACGCUGGGCUGGGAGGCCUACGGGCAGCCGCAGGCCGAGGGCGCAGGUGGCACGGGUCACCACACCUGCAUCAACUGGAACCAGUACUACAACGUGUGCCGCUCGGGCGACUCCAACCCGCACAACGGGGCCAUCAGCUUCGACAACAUCGGCUACGCCUGGAUCGCCAUCUUCCAGGUGAUCACGCUGGAGGGCUGGGUGGACAUCAUGUACUACGUCAUGGAUGCCCACUCCUUCUACAACUUCAUCUACUUCAUCUUGCUUAUCAUCGUGGGCUCCUUCUUCAUGAUCAACCUGUGCCUGGUGGUCAUCGCCACGCAGUUCUCAGAGACGAAGCAGCGGGAGAACCAGCUGAUGCGGGAGCAGCGGGCCCGUUACCUGUCCAAUGACAGCACGCUAGCCAGCUUCUCUGAGCCGGGCAGCUGCUAUGAGGAGCUCCUCCGGUACGUGGGCCACGUGUGCCGCAAGCUAAAGCGCCGUGGCCUCCGCCUCUACGCCCGCUGGCAGAGUCGCUGGCGCAAGAAGGUGGACCCCGGUGGCGCCGUGCAUGGCCAGGGCUCAGGCCGGCGGCCGCGGCGGGCAGGCGGGCGCACCGCCUCCAUCCACCACCUCGUGUACCACCACCACCACCAUCACCACCACCACUACCACUUCAGCCACGGCAGCCCCCGCCGGCCAGGCCCCGAGCCAGGAGCCGGCGACACCAGGCUGGUGCGGGCCGGAGCGCCAGCCUCGCCCGGGCGCGGGCCCCCUGACGCCGAGUCGGUGCACAGUGUGUACCACGCUGACUGCCACGUGGAGGGGCCGCAGGAGAGGGCGCGCGUGGCGCACGCCGCAGCCACUGCUGCUGCUGGGCUCAAGCUGGCCGCCGGGCUGGGAGCCAUGAACUACCCCACCAUCCUGCCCUCAGCUGCGGGCAGUGGCAAAAGCGGCCUCGGGCCCAAGGGGAAGCGGCCUGGUGGCCCCCCGGGAGCCGGGGGGCACAGCCCCCUGAGGCUGAGCAGCCCGGAUCCCUGCGAGAAGAUCCAGCACCUGGUUGGGGAGCAUGGACUGGGCCAGGCCCCCAGCCGCCUGUCAGGCCUGAGUGUGCCCUGCCCCCUGCCCAGCCCCCAGGCGGGCACGUUGACCUGUGAGCUGAGCAGCUGCCCGUACUGCACCAGUGCCCUGGAGGACCCCGAGCUGGAGUUCAGCGACUCAGACAGUGGAGACUCAGACAGCAAUGGGGUCUACGAGUUCACGCAGGACGUGCGGCACGGGGACCACCGCGACCCCAUGCAGUCGCCCCCUGUGGCAGAGGCACCAGGCGCAGGCGGCACACGGCGGAGGGGGCCGCGGCGGGCAGUGGCAGGCGAGCAGGGUGGGCUGGGCCGCGUCUGGGCCUCCUUCAGCGGCAAGCUGCGCCGCAUCGUGGACAGCAAGUACUUCAACCGGGGCAUCAUGGUGGCCAUCCUCACCAACACGCUGAGCAUGGGUGUCGAGUACCACGAGCAGCCCGAUGAGCUGACCAACGCCCUGGAGAUCAGCAACAUUGUGUUCACAAGCGUGUUUGCUCUGGAGAUGCUGUUGAAGCUGCUGGCCUGCGGCCCACUGGGCUACAUCCGGAACCCCUACAACAUCUUUGACGGCAUCAUCGUGGUCAUCAGCGUGUGGGAGAUCAUCGGGCAGGCGGACGGCGGGCUAUCGGUGCUGCGCACCUUCCGGCUGCUGCGGGUGCUCAAGCUGGUGCGCUUCAUGCCCGCGCUGCGGCGCCAGCUGGUGGUGCUCAUGAAGACCAUGGACAACGUGGCCACCUUCUGCAUGCUGCUCAUGCUUUUCAUCUUCAUCUUCAGCAUCCUUGGCAUGCAUCUCUUCGGCUGCAAAUUCAGUCUGAAAACAGAUACCGGAGACACAAUCCCUGACCGGAAGAACUUUGAUUCCCUACUGUGGGCCAUCGUCACCGUGUUCCAGCCAGGACCCUGUCCUGGUGCCCCCUCGGCCCACACGUUGGGCCCACUCUGCCCGCCGCUCCUCCCCCAGAUCCUCACCCAGGAGGACUGGAACGUCGUCCUGUACAACGGCAUGGCCUCCACAUCCUCCUGGGCCGCCCUGUACUUCGUGGCCCUCAUGACCUUUGGCAACUAUGUGCUCUUCAACCUGCUGGUGGCCAUCCUGGUGGAGGGUUUCCAGGCCGAGGGCGAUGCCACCAGGUCCGACACAGAUGAAGACAAGACAUCCACCCACUUGGAGGAGGACUUGGACAAGUUCCGAGACCUCAGGGCUACAGAGAUGAAGAUGUACUCGCUGGCAGUGACACCCAACGGGCACCUGGAGGGCCGGGGCAGCCUGCCCCCUCCCCUUAUCAUGCGCACGGCGGCCACGCCCAUGCCCACCCCCAAGAGCUCCCCACACCUGGACGCGGCCCCUGGCCCCCUGGACUCACGCCGUGGCAGCAGCAGCUCCAUGGACCCUCAGCUAGGAGACCAGAAAUCUCUGUCCAGCCUCCGCAGCUCGCCCUGCUCCCCCUGGGGGCCCAACAGUGCCUGGAGCAGCGGGCGCUCCAGCUGGAACAGCCUGGGCCGUGCACCCAGCCUCAAGCGCAGGAGCCAGUGUGGGGAGCGCGAGUCGCUGCUGUCCGGUGAGGGCAGGGGCAGCGGCAGCACUGACGAGGAGGCCGAGGAUGGCCGGCCCGGGGCGGGGGCCUCGCCGGGUGCGCGUGCCACGCCGCUGCGGCGCACCGAGUCCCUGGACCACCGUAGCACACUGGACCUGCGGCCCCCACGGCCGGCCACCCUGCUGCCCACCAAGGUCCACGACUGCAACGGGCAGGUGCUGGCCCUGCCGAGCGAGUUCUUCCUGCGCAUCGACAGCCACAAGGAGGAUCCGGCCGAGUUUGAUGACGAUGUGGAGGACAGCUGCUGCUCACGGCUGCAGAAGGUGCUGGAGCCGCACAAGCCGGAGUGCUGCCGGAGCCGCGAGCCCUGGGCCCUGUACCUCUUCUCCCCGCAGAACAGGUUCCGCAUCUCCUGCCAAAAGAUCAUUGCUCACAAGAUGUUCGAUCACGUCGUCCUCGUCUUCAUCUUCCUCAACUGCAUCACCAUCGCCCUGGAGAGGCCCGACAUCGACCCUGGCAGCACUGAGCGGGUCUUCCUCAGCGUCUCCAACUACAUCUUCACAGCGAUCUUCGUGGCGGAGAUGAUGGUGAAGGUGGUGGCCCUGGGCCUCAUCUCGGGCGAGCAUGCCUACCUGCAGAGCAGCUGGAACAUACUGGAUGGGGUGCUGGUCCUGGUGUCCCUGGUGGACAUCAUCGUGGCCAUGGCCUCGGCUGGCGGCGCCAAGAUCCUGGGCAUCCUGCGUGUGCUGCGCCUGCUGCGGACCCUGCGGCCGCUGAGGGUCAUCAGCCGUGCGCCGGGACUCAAGCUGGUGGUGGAGACUCUGAUAUCGUCCCUCAGGCCCAUCGGGAACAUCGUCCUCAUCUGCUGCGCCUUCUUCAUCAUCUUCGGCAUCCUCGGGGUGCAGCUCUUCAAGGGGAAGUUUUACUACUGCGAGGGCACCGACACCAGGAACAUUUCCACUAAGGCCGAGUGCAGGGCCGCGCACUACCGCUGGGUGCGACGCAAGUACAACUUCGACAACCUGGGCCAGGCGCUGAUGUCGCUGUUCGUGCUCUCGUCCAAGGACGGCUGGGUGAAUAUCAUGUACGACGGGCUGGACGCCGUGGGCGUGGACCAGCAGCCCGUGCCCAACCACAACCCCUGGAUGCUGCUCUACUUCAUCUCCUUCCUGCUCAUCGUCAGCUUCUUCGUGCUCAACAUGUUCGUGGGUGUCGUGGUGGAGAACUUCCACAAGUGCCGGCAGCACCAGGAGGCCGAGGAGGCGCGGCGGCGCGAGGAAAAGCGGCAGCGUCGCCUGGAGAGGAAGCGCAGGAGCACUUUCCCCAACCCAGAGGCCCAGCGACGGCCCUACUAUGCGGACUACUCGCCCACCCGCCGCUCCAUCCACACUCUGUGCACCAGCCACUACCUGGACCUCUUCAUCACCUUCAUCAUUGGCGUCAACGUCAUCACCAUGUCCAUGGAGCACUACAACCAGCCCAAGGCUCUGGACGAGGCCCUCAAGUACUGCAAUUACGUGUUCACCAUCGUCUUUGUCGUCGAGGCCGUGCUGAAGCUGGUGGCCUUUGGGUUCCGGAGGUUCUUCAAGGACAGGUGGAACCAGCUGGACCUGGCCAUCGUUCUGCUGUCCAUUAUGGGCAUCACGUUGGAGGAGAUCGAGAUGAACGCAGCGCUGCCCAUCAACCCCACCAUCAUCCGAAUCAUGCGUGUCCUCCGCAUCGCCCGCGUCCUGAAGCUGCUCAAGAUGGCCACGGGCAUGCGGGCCCUGCUGGACACGGUGGUCCAGGCGCUGCCCCAGGUAGGGAACCUCGGCCUGCUUUUCAUGCUCCUGUUUUUUAUCUAUGCUGCCCUGGGAGUGGAGCUGUUCGGGAGGCUAGAAUGCAGUGAGGACAACCCCUGCGAGGGCCUGAGCAGACACGCCACCUUCUCUAACUUCGGCAUGGCCUUCCUCACGCUGUUCCGCGUGUCCACCGGGGACAACUGGAACGGGAUCAUGAAGGACACGCUGCGCGAGUGCGCCCGCGAGGACAAGCACUGCCUCACCUACCUGCCGGCCAUCUCGCCCAUCUACUUCGUCACCUUCGUGCUGGUGGCCCAGUUCGUGCUUGUCAACGUGGUGGUGGCCGUGCUCAUGAAGCACCUGGAGGAGAGCAACAAGGAGGCCCGCGAGGACGCCGAGCUGGACGCAGAGCUUGAGAUGGAAAUGGCGCAGGGGUCCCCCGCCCGUCCCAGGCCGGCUGCCCCUCACAGCCCCGGCGCCUCGCCGGACUCCCCCAACGUGCUGGUAGUGCGCAAGGUGUCGGUGUCCAGGAUGCUAUCCCUGCCCAACGACAGCUACAUGUUCCGGCCCGUGGCGCCUGCGGCAGCCGCUCACCCCCACCCACUACAGGAGGUGGAGAUGGAGACCUACGCGGGCGCGGCCGCGGGCCAGGUCACCGCUGCCCACUCGCCGCCUGUGGAGUCCUGCGCCUCCCUCCAGGUUCCGUCCGCCGUGUCCUCCCCGUCCAGGGUCGGUGACACCCUCCGUGCCCUGCCCUCGCAGGGUGCAGCCCGGUCGCCUAGUGUCGGCCGGCUUCUCUGCAGACAGGAGGCCAUCCACACGGAGUCCCUGGAAGGGCAUGUCGAUGGCACUGGGGACAGCAGCCCAUUCUGGGGAGAGCCUGGCGGGAAGACCCCCGUGAGACAGGCAUCCCUGGGGCCCUCCUUGCGGUCCCCACCCCGGUCCCCGCGGCCCUCCAGCAUCCGCACCCGCAAGCACACUUCUGGACAGCACUGCAUCUCCAGCCGGCCUCCUGCCCCAGGCGGGGAGGAGUCCGAAGCCCCAGACCCGGCUGACGAGGAGGUCAGCCACAUCACCAGCUCUGCCCGCAGCCCUUUGGCCUCGCCCACUGCCUGUGGGAUCGUGGGCGGCGAGCCAGACCUGCACAGGCUCUACAGCGUGGACACCCGGGGCUUCCUGGACCAGCCGGGCCGGGUGGAUGAGCAGAGGCGGCCCUUGGGGGAGCCAGGAGUUGGGGACAGCCGUCCAGAGGCCGGGGAGGUGAAGCCCCGGGUCCUGGAGGCCGAGCUGGCCCUGGGGGCCCGCAGGAAGAAGAAGAUGAGCCCCCCCUGCAUCUCCAUAGAGCCCCCCGCGGAGGACGAGGGUGCAGCCAGGGCCCCUGCGGCAGAGGGCGGCAGCACCACCCUGCGGCGGCGAACCCCGUCCUGCGAGGCUGUGCCCCACAGAGACCCCCUGGAGCCCACAGACGGCUCAGGGCUGGACGCUGCUGCCAAGGGGGAGCGGCGGGGCCAGGGCCCCUGCCGCACAGAACACCUGACGGUCCCGAACUUCACCUUUGAGCCGCUGGACGUGGGGAGCCCCAGUGGGGACCUGUUCACAGAUGGGGGCCAUGGGGCCGCCCCAGAACCCAGACCCUCCUCCUCAGGCACCACGGCCCCUCCAGAACCCCGGGAGAUGGAGUCCCCAGUGCCCUCAGGAGACCCCCCAGAGGAGGGGCGGGGGGUGCACCUCACCGUCCCGGAGAGCCCACCGAAGAGAGCAUCCCCCCCGGCUGUGCCAGUCCCGGGUGACACCGUGGAUGAGCCCGUGUAGCUUGGGUGCAGUGCCCACAGGCUUUGGCACGGGGGUUGGGGUGCACCCAGCAGGGUGGCGGCCAGGACAGAGCUGUGUGUGGAUCCUGGCUCGGGUCCCCCGAGGGCAGAGGAGCCAGAAGGAUGUCAGCACAGGGAAGGGGAGGCCCAUGCCGUUCUGGGCACGUGGAGCAGCGGAGGCCACAGCCGGAGGCCUCCGUCCUGUCGAUUCAGGUUUGGGGUUUCCCAGUGUGCCGAGGUGGUCCCAGGCCGUGUUGGCGGCCCGCCCAGGAGUCCCAGGGACAAGGACCAGAAACGGACCAGGAGGAGGAAGGCAGAGGCCGCCCGGCAGAGCCCCAUCCUCACGUCCUCUUCUUUUUAUAGGGAACACGCUUGGGGCCGCUCGCGCCCUCUGGUGGCGGCUUCCUGCCAAAGGCCGCCGUGGCCACGCUUUCCGUCAUUCACAGUCUCGAGUUCUCAUCCAUGUCUCCACCACUCAUCGCUAUCUCAUCUCCCUUCCACACCCACUCCCCGCCGUUCCAACCCCUCAGGAUUCCAGAGAGCACCUUGACUCUGGUCCCUGGGAAAUGACCGGUCGCCAGGGAGUGGGGACCGUGCAAUAAGACCCCCACUGCCCGUGGGGCCUGGUUCAAGACUUUGAGCUGAUGGCCCCAUCGUUUCACUUUCUUUUAUAAAUUCAGGUUAAACGUUUGCAAUAAUCCGAUGUGGAAAACUCGGCUUCUCAAGUCAAGGGGAGGGGAGGGGGGUUGCAAAGCAGAGCAGAAUAAAUAUUAACUUAUUUAAGAAACA